Molecule: messenger RNA, 840 nt
Organism: Pseudocercospora fijiensis CIRAD86
Lineage: Eukaryota; Fungi; Ascomycota; Dothideomycetes; Mycosphaerellales; Mycosphaerellaceae
Exons: 3
Coding region: 51-653 (200 amino acids)
Biological process (GO): negative regulation of translation; translation
Cellular component (GO): ribosome; cytosolic large ribosomal subunit
Molecular function (GO): mRNA binding; structural constituent of ribosome
Source: RefSeq, a predicted model, not a curated record
CGCCCGUCGCAUACAUCACCCAACGACCGACCACAACGCCAUCUGCCAAAAUGUCGACAUUCGAGCCGGUGGUUGUCAUUGACGGCAAGGGCCAUCUUCUUGGUCGUCUGGCCUCGACCGUGGCCAAGCAGCUCUUGAACGGCCAAAAGAUCGUUGUUGUCCGCUGCGAAGCCCUCAACAUCUCUGGCGAGUUCUUCCGCGCCAAGCUGAAGUACUCCGCCUUCCUCCGCAAGCAGACUCGUUACAACCCAACCCGCGGUGGUCCGUGGCACUUCCGCACUCCAGCCAAGAUGUUCUGGCGCACCGUCCGCGGCAUGAUCCCACACAAGACUGAGCGUGGUGCAAAGGCUAUGGAGCGUCUGAAGGUUUUCGAGGGCAUCCCACCACCAUACGACCACAAGAAGCGCAUGGUCGUCCCACAGGCCCUGCGUGUCCUCCGUCUCAAGCCAGGCCGCAAGUACUGCACUGUUGGCCGUCUCGGCCACGAGUUCGGUUGGAAGUACCAGGACGUCGUCGCCCGCCUCGAGGAGCGGAGAAAGGUCAAGGGCCAGGCAUACUACGAGAAGAAGAGGGCCGCACGCAAGAACCUGGUCGAGGCUCAGAGCAAGGUGUCAAGCGAUGUAACCAAGCAGCUUGCACAGUACGGAUACUAGACGCUGAUGGAAUGGUGGGCGUUUCUUGAUUGAGAUGAUGCAAGAUAGCUGCUGUUUCUGGCUGUGAUGCAUGAUCAUUAGGGCUGUAGCUGGUUGGCAGCUCUGGCAUGGGUUCAAGCAGUUCCGGCGUUCAGAUAGCGUCAGAUGUCGCAAAAGGUUGAAACGUAUGCAUGACACUUCACAACGA